Molecule: messenger RNA, 883 nt
Organism: Gossypium raimondii (Peruvian cotton)
Lineage: Eukaryota; Viridiplantae; Streptophyta; Magnoliopsida; Malvales; Malvaceae
Product: mitochondrial import inner membrane translocase subunit TIM22-4
Exons: 4
Coding region: 156-671 (171 amino acids)
Biological process (GO): protein insertion into mitochondrial inner membrane
Cellular component (GO): TIM22 mitochondrial import inner membrane insertion complex
Molecular function (GO): transmembrane protein transporter activity
Source: RefSeq, a predicted model, not a curated record
CCACACUCCGUCUUGCAGCCCAAGGAUAUUAGUUUGCCUUUUUAACCAUUAGAAAGAAACUCUCAAGUUCGGCGGCUCAACCCACCACCACCGCUUUGAUUCGCUUGAGAUUUUUUUUCUCAGUAUUCUUCUGCAGAGUUGGAGUUCUUUUAAAAAUGGCGGCGCCCAACUCUGAAAAAGAGUUAAAAACCGAAGUUCCAAGCUCACAUGAAGCAGAACAGCCUCAAAUUCAAGCUAUUCGAAUGCCAAGCAUGGAGGAAAUCCGUGCCCAAGAAGUUUGGAAUAACUGUGCCGUUCGUAGUGUCGCCAGUGGAGUAAUGGGUGGCGGGCUUGGAUUCAUGAUGGGUAUGUUUUUGGGUGCAUUGGAUAAUCCUAUAAUGCAAGAUCAAAUGAGUGGAAAGCAACAAUUACUUUAUAAUUUGAAGCAAAUGGGUUCAAGAAGCUGGAGUUCUGCAAAAACAUUUGCAGUUAUGGGUGUAGUGUUUUCUGCUGUUGAAUGUGUUGUUGAGAAGGCUCGGGCGAAACAUGACACCACGAAUACCGUUGUUGCCGGUUGUGUAACAGGGGGAACUAUGUCGGCAAAAGCUGGUCCGAAAGCUGCAUGCGUCGGUUGUGUGGGUUUUGCUGCAUUCUCAGUUGCGAUCGAGAAGUUUUUCGAUAGACACACUUGAUGGUAGAAUUAUCCUUUUGGUCCAAUUUUGCAUUCAUAGCUGACCUGCUGAAUUUUUAUCAGAAAAUAUUUUUGUGCAAUUUUAAUUGAUUCAGAAUAACAAUUUAAAAGGUGUUGUUAUGUUUUGAUAUUUGAUUCACACUAUACGUCUCUGAAUCAGAGAAUGCACACCCCUAAUAUAAUGAAUUGGAUAUUGUCUAUCCUUCAACUUUA